CUCUGCUCAGGGGUAGUCUUACCUGGCUAAGCACAGGCUCUCCCCUUGGGACUUUUUCCUGUUUUGGAAAAUGAUGACCAUCUCUUUGAUUUGGGGGCUUGCUGCGGUGUGCUGCAUAUGGGUUAUCUUUGGCAUAAGGAGAAGGAAAGCAGGUGAACCCCCUCUGGAGAAUGGGUUGAUCCCGUACCUGGGCUGUGCUCUGAAAUUUGGGUCCAAUCCUCUCGAGUUCCUGAGAGCAAAUCAAAGGAAACACGGCCAUGUUUUUACCUGCAAACUAAUGGGGAGAUAUGUUCACUUCGUCACCAACUCCUCAUCAUACCCUAAGGUGUUAAGUCAUGGGAAAUAUUUUGACUGGAAAAAAUUCCACUACAGUACUUCUGCGAAGGCAUUUGGGCACAGAAGCAUUGACCCAAGUGAUGGAAAUACCACGGAAAACAUAAACAACACUUUUGCCAAAACCCUCCAGGGCAAUGCUUUGUAUUCACUCUCUGAAGUCAUGAUGCAAAACCUUCAAUUGAUCUUGAGGCCUCCUGGCCUUGCUGAAUCAAAGAGUGCUGUCUGGGUCACCGAAGGGAUGUACGCCUUCUGCUACCGAGUGAUGUUUGAAGCCGGAUAUCUAACUCUGUUUGGCAGAGAUACUUCAAAGCCAGACGCACAAAGAGCUCUUAUUCUCAACAACCUUGACAACUUCAAGCAAUUUGACCAAGUCUUCCCCGCGCUGGUGGCAGGCCUCCCUAUUCGCUUGUUCAGGAUGGCACAUAAGGCCCGGGAAAAACUGGCUGAGGGCUUGAAGCAUAAGAACCUCUCUAAGAGGGAACAGGUCUCGGAACUGAUCAGUCUGCGCAUGUUUCUCAACGAUACUCUCUCCACCUUUGACGACAGAGAGAAGGCCAGGACGCACCUCGCUAUCCUCUGGGCAUCCCUAGCAAACACCAUUCCUGCAACCUUCUGGAGCUUGUUUCAAAUGAUCAGGAGCCCUGAAGCAUUAAAAGCAGCCUCUGAGGAAGUGAACGGAGCACUGCAGAAUGCUGGCCAAAAGUCCAGCACUGAAGGGAACGCUAUUUAUCUGGAUCAAGUACAAAUGAACGACCUACCUGUCUUAGAUAGCAUCAUCAAAGAGGCUCUGAGGCUGUCUAGUGCGUCCUUGAAUAUCCGGACUGCUAAGGAGGAUUUCACUCUACACCUCGAAGACGGUUCCUAUAACAUCCGGAAAGAUGACAUCAUAGCCCUUUACCCGCAGCUAAUGCAUUUGGAUCCUGAAAUCUACCCAGAUCCUCUGACUUUUAAAUAUGACCGAUACCUUGACGAAAACGGGAAGGCAAAGACCUCCUUCUAUAGCAAUGGGAACAAACUGAAGUGUUUCUACAUGCCAUUUGGAUCAGGAGCUACAAUAUGCCCUGGACGACUGUUUGCUGUCCAAGAAAUUAAGCAAUUUUUGAUUCUGAUGCUUUCAUGCUUUGAACUGGAACUUGUAGAGAGCCAUGUCCAGUGUCCUCCUCUAGAUCAGUCCAGGGCAGGCUUGGGAAUUCUGCCACCAUUACAUGAUAUUGAGUUUAAAUACAAACUGAAACAUCUGUGACCUGUGGUUGGAAGAAGAGGACCCUGGAUGAGGUUACGGGACUGCAGAGAGUCUCACUAAACAGGCCCUUGGGACAAAUGCUCACCGAUGCUUCCCAGCGACUGACUGUAUCUGUGAAAAGAAUUGGUACCCAGGGUACGGUUCUCUGUUCUCACUGCCUGGGUUCUGGGUGCUCAGACAGCUGAGGCCUGAGUUUCAUCACUCUCAGAAGCAAUGUCUAUUGUUUUUAUUUUCAAAAUUAAGAUAUUACAAUUGGCAGGGUUUUUUUCCUAAGGAAAUUGCAUAUUUAACAAUUUCAUAAAAUAUAUUUUUAUGAAAACUAUUGAUUAAUUCUGAAAAGGUUUCAAAUUCACGUUUUAGUGAAAUUGUUUUUUUUUUUUCACAAGUAGGUUCUUCAGGUGUGAACACAUAUUAUAAAAAGGUUUUAAGGGAUCACAGCUUACUUUGCUUAAAGGAAAAAAAAAGAUUAUUUUUCUAUGCCUAAUGGUGAGAGCUUUGACAACGAUGCUACCAUUCUGGAAACCCUGUGGGAAGUAUAACACUUUCCUGUUAUGUUUCAAGUGGUUGUUGCUGGAAAGUCUCAUUCCAGUUCAUCAACUACACAUCUCUCUUCUUUGUUCAUCAUUUACACCAAUGAGAAGAGCGGUUCUCAGAGAUUAAAAAGCACUUCCCCCAAACCCACCUCUGAUUCCUUUUUACCUCCUCAGAACCUCACCUCUGUCACCUUUAAGCCUUUAAUCCCAGCACUGGAGAGGCAGAGGCAGAUAGAUUUCUGGGGUUUUGAGGUCAGUCUAGUUCACAGAGUGAGUUCCAGGCAUGCCAGGGCUACAGAAUGAGACCUUGUCUCAGUGAUAAAUAAAUGAAUAAAUAAAUAAAGUCAAUUUUAUAUUAUAAUUGAUUAAGAAUUAAUGUAAGUGAGAAAUUUGAAAUCAACUCUAAGGAAAUGAUCAUUCAAAAUGGUCUAUUUUAGCUUAUUUAACUAAAAUGUGCAAGUUGACAUUAUAUGUUCUUUUAAAAUGUCAUGUUUUAUCUCUAAAUGCUUUGCAGAUGAAGGACAAUAAUAGUGUUUAAAUGCUGAGUGCAAUAAUGCAUUGUAAUGUUCUUUAAGAGUGUUAUUAGCUGUGUCAUUUUUACUGACAUACCUACAUAUAUUUAUAUACAAAUUAUAUUUAUCUUUUUUCUUGUACUAUAACUGUAAGAAAAUAUUGUAACAUCUAGUAAUUUAAAAACUACCCACCUUUCAGAAUUGAACAUAUGUUUUUGGUUUAAACUUUGCAAGAGAUAGUCUAAAUUAUUCAUCUACUGAUAAGUUAAAAUAUUUUUAUCUGAUUUAUUUAAAAUAUUCAUAAUUUCAAGAAACCCUAAAUUUUCAAAGUAAUCAUUCACUUAAAAGUCUCCCUAAUAUUACAGAAAAUCCAAUGAAAUGUUUUUGUGGGGGGGGGAACUGAGCCGUGGUCCAGUGGACGCUCAGCAGGUGCUCCAAUAGUGAACUGUAUCCGUAAGACUCCUACAACUUUAAAAAUCUUAUCACUAAACAUUAGCUUGGUGUUAUUACCUAAGCAGGAUAUUUUCCUUUCCUUUUACAUUUGACAGAGUCCGACAGCAAAGCAGCUGGCUGGAGUUCUCCGCAUAGCUUGAGCAGGCUUUGAUCUCAUGGAACUCUUGCCUUUCCCUUUCUAGGAAGUUAUUCUUCAUAUCAAGAAAAUUAGAUUCUUUAGAUGAGGCAUAGGAGUAAUGAAAUUGUGUUAUAUACUAAUCUGCAUCAAAUUGGAUUUCUAAUGUGUUUUUCAAGUAACUUUGGUGAGUCCUCGAAUCGAGUGCACCUUUAUACCUUCCCAUGGCUUUUUAAGAGAGUGUUUCUCAUACACAAAAUGGCGGCUGUCACAGUGAUGUUUUGGUUCCGCGUCUUUAGUCCUGUGCACUGACGGCCGACAAUUGGUAGCCGAUGAACCAAAGUUACUUUUCCUGCUUUUGUGCGGCCUAAUUGUUAAGAAUGUUUUUACAUUUUAAAUGCUUAGAAGAAAAGCAAAAGACCAUUUUGUGUCAUAUAUGAAGUAUGUAAAAUGCAGAACGGCACAUCGAUGAGUAAAGUUUUAUUGGGAUAUCAUA
Myodes glareolus (Bank vole) is the source of this 3688-nucleotide messenger RNA. It is a transcript of the gene Cyp7a1, whose product is annotated as cytochrome P450 family 7 subfamily A member 1. Gene Ontology annotation, cellular component: intracellular membrane-bounded organelle. Gene Ontology annotation, biological process: cholesterol catabolic process; cholesterol homeostasis; cellular response to glucose stimulus. The record is from RefSeq and is a predicted model, not a curated record. Lineage: Eukaryota; Metazoa; Chordata; Mammalia; Rodentia; Cricetidae. Gene Ontology annotation, molecular function: cholesterol 7-alpha-monooxygenase activity; iron ion binding; heme binding.